Molecule: messenger RNA, 1261 nt
Organism: Rubroshorea leprosula
Lineage: Eukaryota; Viridiplantae; Streptophyta; Magnoliopsida; Malvales; Dipterocarpaceae
Source: the annotation of a GenBank genome assembly
AAAAAAUUAAAAUUAAUAAAAAGUUAUUCAGUUGGAUUUUUGCUCGUAGAGUUAACCAACAAGUUUUAAGGAAUGUCAAGGGGUAUUUUAUUUAAAAUGAAUAUAAUUUUUUAUUGUAUUUUCUUAAUCUCCACCAUUCCUUUUGUACGAAUGCUGAUAAAAAAGACUAGAGCAGUGCUAGGGGCACUCGCCUUCUGCACUCUCCGGCCAACACUUCCCCUUUCAUUGGGCCACGUAAGCUCGUUUCAGGCACUGGACAGAGACAUUUUCAUCCAAGAGUAUGAGGAGACAGAUGAAAAUCAAAAUCUCAAUCAAAUAAAAUUAGGGUGGUUAUCUGGUGAGCCUUCUAUUACUCAUGUUCUCAAGAAAAGGAAAAUUGGAGAGGAAGUAAUAGCCAUAGAGAUUAAGCACUUCAAUCAUCGACACGAAUUAAUACUUUGUGAUGAUGUUAAAGAUGAAAAAUGUUGUGACGGCUGCAGGCGGUCCAUCUCAACAUCAUCUUACUGUUGUGCUAAAUGCAAUUACAUCCUUCACAAGCGUUGUGCUGAGUUACCAAGAAAGACACGGCAUUGGGCUUUCAAGGACACCUUUACUCUUCGAUCUUACCAACAUUUCAUAUGUGAGCUCUGUUGUUUUUUCAGCAGUGGGCUUGGCUACAAAAUCGAGGCAAGUGAUUGCGCUUACUGCAUUCCAUGUUUUCUAAUUCCCGACUCAAGGACAUGGGCACCAGCCCGGUACAAGAAUGAUGAACAUCUUUUGGUACUCACUUACCGCGAUGAUAUUCAUCCUCAUUUGGAUCAAUGUGUCUGUGAUAUUUGUGAAGAAUCAAGAGAUCCAAAUGAGUGGUUUUAUUAUUGUGGAAUCUGUGAUAAUUUUGCUCAUUUCUUAUGUGUUCUUGGCAAAUACCCAUUUCUGAAGCUCGGACUGACUGACUAUUAUUGUUUUCAUGAGCACCCUCUCAGUUUUGCAAAGGAGGACUAUUACCAAGACUAUUCUAAAUGCAGUGUUUGUGGCAAGUAUUGUAAAGAUGUGUUCUUCAAAUGUACACAGUCAGGGUGCGAGUAUGCUAUUGACUGGGAUUGUAGAAAACCUCUUGGAAAUUGAUUAGACGAAGAUAGUCAGUUGGUUGCAGGUAACCAAAAGUCCAUGCUUUGUAUUCAUUAUUUGUUUUUUAGUUUCUUCUGCUAUGGAGCUGCAAUGUGUCAAAAAUUUAUAUUGUUGUUUGUUGGAUUGGUGUUCAUAAUACAAUAAUUCAGCAUUG